Messenger RNA from Rotaria sordida, 1560 nucleotides. Lineage: Eukaryota; Metazoa; Rotifera; Eurotatoria; Philodinida; Philodinidae. The record is from the annotation of a GenBank genome assembly.
AUGAUUGAUACAGCUGUGAAAUUUUAUCAGGAUCUAUAUGACAUUAAAACAAUCGAUACAAGUAUAUGGAAUGAAUUAUUCACAGAUCUUCCAUCGUUAAAUCCAACAGAUAGAGAGUACCUCGAACAUGAUAUUAGUUAUGAAGAAUGUUAUAAUGUCUUGAAAAUUAUGCCAUUAGGUCGUGUUCCUGGUGAAGAUGGAAUAACAGUCGAGGUACGGAGAUAUUUAUUUCCAGUUAUAGAUGAAUAUUAUGUUCAAAUGAUUAAUUUAGCAAAAUCUAAUGGUCAAUUUCAUGAUGGUUUUCUUAAUGCUAUGCUCACUUUGUUAAAAAUGGAGGGGAAUUAUAAUGGUUCAAUGAAAGGUUUUAGGCCUCUACCAUUAAUGAAUAUAGAUUAUAAAAUUUUAUCCAAAGUAUUAAGUGUGCGUUUAAAACAAGUUUUGAACCAUCUCAUAUACUAUGAUCAAUCAUGUGGUAUUCCUGGACGUACGAUUCAUGAUAAUAUUCACCUUAUUCGAUCAAUUAUUGAUUGUCAUUCUCGUAGGCGUGAUCCCAUUGGUAUUAUUCAAUGGAAUCAAGAGAAAGCAUUUGAUAGAGUCAAUCAUAAUUAUCUCUUCGAAACACUCAAACAAUUUGAAUUUGGUAAAAACUUCAUAGAUUGGAUUAAAUUAUUAUACACCAAUACCACCUUCAAAAUCAAAAUUAAUAAUUGUCUUAGUAACAAAAUUUUAUUUCGAUCUGGAAUCCGCCAAGGAUGUUCAUUAGCUGGAGGUCUUUAUGUAAUUUGUUUGGAACCAUUAUUACAUAAUAUAAGAAAAAAUGCUCGUAUACCUGGUGUUUUACCUCCAAGAAGUGAAUUUCGACCAGUUAUGAGAUCGAUUUUCAAUGAAGAUCAUGCUCAUGUUACUAUCAAAUUAUCAGCUUAUGCAGAUGACGUGUGUACUAUUGUUUUGAAUGAGAAUGACGAACGUGAAACACAAGCAAUGUUUGACUUGUACAACAAGGUAUCUGGUGGUAAAACGAACAAGGAUAAAACAUCAAUUUUUUGGAUUAGUGACUGGCUUAACCCGCCUUCUUUCCAAUCCAAAGUUGAACGUGAAUAUUGUACCUUCUUAGGUGUCCCGAUUGAUACGAAAGGUAAAAUGCCAGCAGGUGAAUUAACCAAAAUUAUCUCAAAUCACGUUGGUAUCCAAUUACGUACAUUUGCACCAUGGAUUUGGACGAAUUUAGUGCCUCAUUUUAAUCAUGAUGAUAAUUUCUUUGGUGAUGUUGCAUGUCACACUGCGAAAUGGAUUAAUAAAACUGGUGCAUUAACAAUUGAUGAUACUAUACGGCAUUUUAAUGCUGAUCAUUUUUAUGAUUUACUUAAUGAUGUUAAUAUCAAUGCAGCACCAACAAUUCUCUUUUAUCAUCAAACAAAAAUUAUUUAUCAUAUUGAUGGUUUUAAUCAAAAUGUUUUAUUAAGAAAAAUUAAAUUACAAAUAUAUACAAUUAGUGUUGUACAAGCAACAGAAAAAAAAUCUGAUGAUAGUUCAACACCAAAUCAUGUUAAAAUAAAAUAA